Molecule: messenger RNA, 1600 nt
Organism: Musca domestica (house fly)
Lineage: Eukaryota; Metazoa; Arthropoda; Insecta; Diptera; Muscidae
Product: protein yellow
Exons: 3
Coding region: 221-1474 (417 amino acids)
Cellular component (GO): extracellular region
Source: RefSeq, a predicted model, not a curated record
AACAAACAGUUGCAAACAAGCCGUGGAUAACGACGUAACACGCUCAGCUUCCAAACGAGGCGUCGCGAAACUUUCUGUUUUUUUUUUUCUUUCUUUGUUUUUUCCAUACACGGCCAAUUAAGAGACUGGACCCUAGUGAACCAUUUUUUAAAUCCGAUUAACAACAAAGAAGUUGUGAAGUGACAAAACUAAAUAUAACAAGAAAUACAAAACAAAAAAAAUGAAACUUUUGCCUUUUUUGUUGGGCCUUUUGGCCGUCGUUGUUGUGGCUGUUCAAGCCAAAUUAGAAGAAAAAUUCCAUUGGAAACAAUUAAUGUUCGACUGGCCAUCUGAAAAGGCUGAAAAAGAUGCAAUUGCAAGCGGAGAUUAUGUUGUUGAAAAUAAUUUACCCUUGGGCGUGGAAAAAUGGAAUAAUAAAUUGUUUAUUACGGUACCAAGAUGGAAAUCUGGUGUUGCGGCCACAUUAAAUUAUGUCGAAUUGGAUACCAAGGAGAAAACUCCCAAACUUCGUCCAUAUCCAAGUUGGGAAAAUAAUAAAAUACCCAGCGAUAAAUGUGAAGAUGAAAAAGGCUGUCCAUUGAAGGAUAAUUCUACCAUUAUUUCAACAUUCCGUAUUAAUGCUGAUAAAUGUGAUCGUCUAUGGGUUUUGGAUACCGGUUUGGCUGAUAUUUUGGGUGAAGGCAAACAAGUGACACCUAAUGCUAUUGCAAUUUUUGAUUUGAAAACCGAUAAAUUGGUGCGUCGCUUUACCAUACCCAAAACGCAAUUGAAGGAGGAUAGUUUCUUGGCCAAUAUUAUUGUGGACUCAGAACGUUCGGAAUGCUCAGAUGCCUAUGCUUACAUUCCGGAUUUGGGUGCCUAUGGCGUUAUUGUCUAUUCGUUCCGUGACAAUCAUUCGUAUCGUGUCAAACACAAUUUCUUCCAUUUCGAUCCAUUGUUUGGUGAUUUCAAUGUUGGCGGCGUUAACUUCCAAUGGACAGAUGGUGUCUUUGGCAUGGCCAUUGGUCCCCGCAAGGCUGAUCACACCAAAGAUGUCUACUUCCAUGCCUUGGCUAGUACCAAAGAAUUUAUGGUCUCCAAUAAGGUUUUGCAAAACGAAACCCAUGUCACCAGUCCGGCUGCCUAUUUUGAUUUCAAAUAUGUUGGAGAUCGUGGCAUGAAUGGCCAAUCUACCGCGGAAGUUUAUGAUCUGCAAACCGAUGUCAUUUUCUAUACCCAAGUCAAUAAGGAUGCCAUCGCCUGCUGGAAUACCAAAAAACCCUAUCAAGCCGAUAAUCAGGGUCUAAUUGAUUCCGAUUCACACACUUUAGUCUUUCCGAAUGACAUGAAAAUUGAUCCCGAAGGAAAUCUAUGGGUAUUAUCCGAUAAAAUGCCAACAUAUUUAUAUCAAAAAUUAGAUCCGGCUGCUGUUAACUAUCGCAUCUUGACUGGUAAUAAUCGGGAUUUGAUUAAGGGAACACCCUGUGAUAAAUAAGAAGAUUUAAAUCACAGUCCCCAGAAUUGCAGUAUGAAAUAUUAUUUUGUAUAGCUUUUAAGAACUUGUACUUUUUAUUUACAAGUUAUAUGUAUUAAUAAAUUAUUUUUAUAUAAACAAUAAGUG